CAUCGUAAACAUCUCGUGACAUAUCUGCCGAGUCUGACUCCGAAUUUGAUAAUUUCUUCUGAAUUUAUUGACAGCUGUUUUGUCAUUGAGAUUUUUUCCUGGUGAUCUUGAUAUCGAGCUCCACAAGUCAAGUAUGUCAGCUCCACCUCUAUAUGCUGGAACAACAAGUAAACCACCUCCAUAUACUCAACUAAAAGAUGAAGGUCCUCCUUCGUAUGGAUCAAUUGCUCAACAUCCUAGUUACCCAGGAGGACAACCACCUGCUACCGGCUACCCCCCACAGGCAGGUUACCCACCCCAAGGUGGUCCCCCGCCCCCACCCAAUGGAUCUCAGUACUACCCACCCCAACAACCUGUAGUAGCUCGACAGACCACCUACACAACACAAGUAGUGGUGGUUGGGGGUUGCCCCGCAUGUCGGGUCGGUACCCUGGAGGAUGACUUCACGCUUCUUGGUGUCUGCUGUGCCAUUGUCUUCUUCCCUCUCGGUAUCCUUUGCUGUUUGGCCAUGAGACAAAGAAGGUGCCCUAACUGCGGUGCCACGUUUGGAUGAUGCAGUUUUGCAGAACUUCGAAUGAAACCUGUAAUUGUCGUUGAUUGAUCAAAUCUUGUAUUAAAUCAACAUCACUCUUCAGCUUUAUUGAAAUGUCAGAUUUGGUUUAUAUUGAAAACUGAAAACAAAAUUGAUGUUUUUAUUUUUUUAAAUAUGUGUACAUUGUGGGCCCUACUGCAAGCAAGUUUUGAACGUUUGUGCAUGUAUGUAUGUUUGAGGAGUGAAACUUAUUCAUUAAACAACAAGUUCAUAAUUUGUGUAAUUUACUUUUACAUUUUACAUUUAUAAAUAUAUAAUCACUAUUGAUAAAUAGCCUGGGGGAGGCCACUUGCAUUGACGAGUGGAUACCAUAUGCGCAACCAAAAAACAUGUAAAAAGGACGUACAUAAUGUAAUAAGGGUGUCAAAA
This is a messenger RNA of Lytechinus variegatus (green sea urchin), 961 nucleotides long. Its product is annotated as brain protein I3-like. The transcript is spliced from 3 exons. The coding region runs from base 134 to 553 and encodes 139 amino acids. The record is from RefSeq and is a predicted model, not a curated record. NCBI's taxonomy places the organism in Eukaryota, Metazoa, Echinodermata, Echinoidea, Temnopleuroida, Toxopneustidae.